AUGUCACCCGAGUCCCAGUUGCAGACCUGGAGCUAUCUUCGGCAGCAAAUCUCCGAUAACCUUAGCUUUUCGUGUCCGUCUGAUGCUCACAUCAGCGUCGUCACGUCUCGAGACCCGACGGCAAAAGUCUGGCACGCAUUGGCAGUUCAGUCACGAAACAACUGCAAGACGGUCGUUCUCACAGACCAAGGAUAUAGUGUUGAACUGGCACUUAAGGGUCUGUUCAUCAAGUCAGCAUAUCAUGUUCACCGGUACCUGAGCUUGAAGAAAACGUCAACGGUCUCGCCACCUACUCCCUCAGGCAGGCCGCCCGUCGCCACGAGACAGUCCGAGGGAUCGGCCUACGACAGUUCAUCCGACGACUCCGACUGGGAAGAACUCAAACUGCAGGCCAAGAUCACCCGUGCGAAGAAACUUCUGAACAGGUACAAGACCGGUCAAAACACGACCCGGCCCGUCUCCCUCCCAGCUCCUCCUCCUCCUCCUUUGCCCUCCUCUUCACUGUCCGACUCAGCUCCCCGCUAUCAGAGCUCGCCGCCACCUCCGCCGCCGCCUCCCCGUCUUCCGCCUCAUCCAGCUCCCAGGCUUUCGGCCCAUGGCACAAAAGGCCUUGCCCUGCCCUCGCGGGCAGCAGAAGAAGCAGCUCCCCCACCCCGUUUCACCACGCACCCCCGCGUGCCCCCGCUCAUCCCACCCCUCCUGCCCGUCCGCCUCGCCGUCCGCCUGGCUAUCAACGCGGCAGCCAACAACGAAACCGCGCCCGUCAACGUCCUGACAACCAUCUCACGCCCCAGCCUCCGCGCCCUGCUCGUCGGCGCCAUCGCAUGCGUGGGUCAGCAGGACACGAGCGGCUACCGGGCCAAGGCGCGCCGGGCGCAUCUCGACGGCGUCGCCUGCGACAUGGCUCUGUUUGCAGCAGACGACCUCAGCUUCUUCUUCGGAAAGGAUACUGUGCCGUUCUUCGAAGUUGAGGUCUGGAGGGAGAGUAUCACGGAGCAGCCGAACUCUGAUGCUGAUGGCGAUGACGACGAAGACGAAGCGUGAUUGCUGAUUAGAGGCUUGUCCGUUUGAUUGGGUCUUUUGAGUCUGUUUGCAAUUUACACUGAAAGGUUGUCAUAUAUGUAUAGAGUGAAAACGGAAAAAAGGUGAUAAGGAGGUAGUGUCUUGGGAGUCUAUGGCAGUUCCUUUUCUGAUGGCUGGUGUAUCUUGAGGCCUUGUUGUUUAUUCUGCAUGGUUCUUUUAGAGUACGUUUAUCCUCAAAUUGUACAUGUUCCGGAAACUUGUGGGACUCGAAGGUUUCCUGGGGUUGAGUGAGUUUCAUCAUGUCUGGCGUCCGUUCGUGGCAAGAGCGCGAUUCGCAUCAUCAGGGGUGCUUUGGUAUUAGCCAACCUCGAAGGGGGCCAAGACACGCUCCAACAAGACUCAUGGUUUAGCAGACAGAGAACGUGCCUAACCUUACAGAGCGGACGAGAUGCGUUUGCCCUUCAGAGC
Verticillium alfalfae VaMs.102 is the source of this 1491-nucleotide messenger RNA. RefSeq lists its product with no specific name. The transcript is spliced from 2 exons. The coding region runs from base 1 to 1044 and encodes 347 amino acids. The record is from RefSeq and is a predicted model, not a curated record. Lineage: Eukaryota; Fungi; Ascomycota; Sordariomycetes; Glomerellales; Plectosphaerellaceae.